Messenger RNA from Annulohypoxylon maeteangense, 1254 nucleotides. RefSeq names its product glycoside hydrolase family 5 protein. NCBI's taxonomy places the organism in Eukaryota, Fungi, Ascomycota, Sordariomycetes, Xylariales, Hypoxylaceae. The record is from RefSeq and is a predicted model, not a curated record. Gene Ontology annotation, molecular function: hydrolase activity, hydrolyzing O-glycosyl compounds. The transcript is spliced from 2 exons. The coding region runs from base 1 to 1254 and encodes 417 amino acids.
AUGAAGCUACUCUCGCUCCUUACGGUUCUGAGCACCGCUGUACUCCCAGCAGUCGUUGUUUCUGCUCAGAAGCUUCCGCUAUCGACGUCAUCGCGAUGGAUCCUGGAUGCUGACGGACAGCGCGUCAAGCUACGCUGUAUAAACUGGGCAGGCCAUCAAGAAGCCAACGUACCCGAGGGUCUGAGCAAGCAGUCUGUCGACUACAUCGCCGAUUUCAUCCAGAAGCAGGGCUUCAACUGCGUACGCUUGACAUACUCUAUCGAUCAUGCCUUAAAUCCGGAUGUCCUGGUCUCGGACUCGUUUACCGCCGCUGCCGGUGCCGCCAACGUCUCGGCCACUGAUAUGAGUAGCACGUACACUCAAAUCGCUGAGAAGAACUCGUUCGUCAACGGCGCGACCACGCGCGCAGUUUACGAGGCAGUUAUCGCGGCGCUCUGGAAAAGGGGCGUGAUGACGAUUUUGGAUAACCAUGUUAGCAAAGCCAGUUGGUGCUGCAACAUCGACGACGGAAAUGGAUGGUGGGACGAAGGGUUCGGCUACAACUCCCUAAACAGCCGCUACUUCAAAACCCAAGACUGGCUAAACGGCCUCCAAGCAAUCGCGACAUGGUCGACCUCGCAACCAGGCGUAAUCGGAAUGAGUCUGCGCAACGAAAUCCGCGAGUUCCUCCUCCAAGGCACGAACGGGCGAGCCGACUGGUACAACUUCAUGACGCAGGGCGCGCAGCGCGUGCACAACGCAAACCCGGACCUACUAAUCAUCAUGGGCGGGACGCAAAGCGCAACAGACCUAACGCACAUCCGAAUCAACCGCAACAUCGACUGGAGCAGCUGGCAGGGAAAACACGUGUGGGAAUUCCACGCAUACUCCUUCACCGUGACCUUCGCGCUCGCGAAAGGCAACUGCGACAUGCUGAAAGACGCGUACGGGCUCUUCGACGGGUUCGUGUUAGUCCAAGGAAAAGACUACACCGCGCCGCUCAUCCUCUCCGAGUUCGGGUUCGGGAUGACGGGGGGACCGAACUCGGGGCUCUCCGAUGACGAUAACACGUACUUCCAGUGCUUGCGCGAUUACAUCACGGGCAAUGAUGCGGAGUGGGCGCUUUGGGCGCUGCAGGGCUCGUAUUAUGUCCGCCAGGGCGCGGUGAAUGCUGAUGAGAGCUGGGGGCUUAUGAAUUCGGAUUGGAGCGGGUUGAGGAAUGCUAAUGUUACGGGGUUGUUGGAGCCGAUGUUUAAGGUUACUCAGGGGCCUUGA